This is a messenger RNA of Kuraishia capsulata CBS 1993, 1284 nucleotides long. RefSeq lists its product as uncharacterized. Gene Ontology annotation, cellular component: late endosome; cytoplasm. Gene Ontology annotation, biological process: retrograde transport, endosome to Golgi. The record is from RefSeq and is a predicted model, not a curated record. The transcript has a single exon. Gene Ontology annotation, molecular function: oxidoreductase activity. Lineage: Eukaryota; Fungi; Ascomycota; Pichiomycetes; Pichiales; Pichiaceae. The coding region runs from base 1 to 1284 and encodes 427 amino acids.
AUGGACGAAUACUACUCGUCCACACCCUCGAAUAAGCAUGAGGGCAAGACUCACAUAAUCAUCGUUGGGGCAGGUAUAAUAGGUGUUUGCAGUGCUUUCUAUUUAACGAGGCAUCCCAAAUUCGACAAAGAGAAAUACCAUAUCACAAUCCUGGAAUCCAAGCGUGUUGCCGGUGGAGCCUCUGGAAAGGCUGGUGGCUUGCUGGCUUUGUGGGCAUUUCCGCAACAGAUUGUGCCGCUGAGUUUCCAACUUCACCAGGAUCUUGCGGAAGAAUUCUCAGGUGCGGAAAACUGGGGUUUCAGACGGCUAACAACUGUUAGCGUUGAAGGAGACCUUACCAAAGAAAACGCUGCGCGCCCGGCAUCGAAGGCCAAACGAGUCACCAAGAACAGUAUAAAAAUACAUGACCAAGGUGUUGACGGAAACUCCAAUUUACCACCAGACCUCAAUUGGCUGGACCCUGAGGUGGUACAGAACUGGAAUCAUCUAGGUGGAGAGUCCACCACAGCUCAGGUUCAUCCUUACCAGUUCACAACACAUAUUUUAAAGCAAUGCCUGGCUACGGGUGCAGUUGAGCUUCUCAUCGGAAAAGUUGACGAUAUCACGGUGGAUGAAGAAGGUACUUGCACGGGGGUGCUUUACUCUCCCUCAUCCUUGAAGUCGACGGUUGAUGGAUCGGCAGAUACUCAAAUUCAGCUGGACGGCGAGAAGGUACUGAUGACAAUAGGACCUUGGACGUCAAAGAUCUUGCCGGAUUGCCCGAUCUCAGGAUUGCGUGCUCACUCGAUUACAAUAGAACCAGAAAACGUUUCUGAGAUAUCUCCCUACGCCAUCUUCACAGAACUAAAACUCUCAAACAAACAGUUCACAAGUCCCGAGAUCUAUGCGCGCAAGGACGAGGUGUACGUAUGUGGAGAGGGUGAUACUUCUGUUCCUAUUCCAUCCACAACUGAUGAUGUGGAGGUGGUGACCGAGAAGUGCGACGAACUAUUCAAGCUGGUCGGCAAGGUGAGUUCGCAUCUCGCUAAUGGAAAGAUACUCAAGCGCCAAGCAUGCUAUUUGCCCGUUCUGGAUGUGCCAUCAUCUUCUGGGCCCCUAAUUGGUGAAACCAACGUUGACAAUCUAUAUCUGGCCUCGGGGCAUUCUUGCUGGGGAAUCAACAACGCCCCAGUGACCGGCCUACUGAUGUCAGAGAUACUGCUUGAUGGAGAGGCCACUUCUUGCGACAUAAGUGCUCUUGACCCUGCCUCUUAUUUUGAUGCUUCGGUUCCAGUGGAUAUUUAA